CUGGCAUUUGUAUUUUGCACAAGCAGCGAGGUUGUGGCCAUUUUGACUGUGGUCACUACAUUUCAUUAAGAAGCACUAGUAAAGAUUGUGAGUUCUUUACUCAUGAUGCACCCUUCUUCUGUCAGGAAAAAUUGGAUCCUUGGACUCAGGCUUUGUCCGAAUUUGGAAAAGGAAAUGAGGUAAGUAUCAUGCGUGACAUACUACAAAUGCAGAGUAACAAAGACAGAUCCCAGCAAAGUGACCUAUCGAUGGAUCUGCGGAAAACUGCCGCCGAUAAAGGAUUUGUGGUUUUUGAUAACCCAGCUUCUGGAAAUUGCAUGUUCUACACAUUAUCACAUCAACUGCAGAUCACGAAAGGAAUCAAGAUUUCACACAGUCAAUUGCGUUGUGACUUGGUCCAGUUCCUGGAGAGAUAUCCUAACCUGAAUGAUGGAACAGAGCUCUUCACCUUUGUCUAUGGAUAUCGAUCAUGGAUUGAUUACUUGAGAAGCAUGGAGAAAGAUGGCACCUGGGGCGAUCACGUGAUCCUUUAUGCUGCUGCAAACUGUUACAAGACUUGCAUUCGUGUGAUCAGCAGUCUUGGCUGUGAGGUCAUGAUCAGUCCGAACCAUCCCACGGUGAUCAACACCAAUCCAUUUGUGGUCGGUCACAUUCACGAGAGGCAUUAUGUAAGCCUUCUGUCCAGACAAGCAGACAAUAAUGAUGACGAGGUAGGAGUGGAUGAAGAAGAUGAAGACUCGGAUACAUCUCUCAAACUUUUCAUGAAAAGAGGCAAUGGACAAAAGCAAAAGAAACCUGGUCGAAAAGCCAAGUGGUGUCCACGGGCACUUGAUGAUCUCACUGCAGCCCUGACACAAAAAAUUGCAUCUGGAAUCCAACGAUUUAAAAAAGAUCAAGGAUUAGGAAAGUGGUUCACCACUCUCUUUGAAGUGGUGAAGACAAGGGAAUCUUGCCAGCCCAAUUUGGCACUAGAGCCCUCAGCUUCAAGUUCACCUAGUGAUUUGUCUGUGGAAAUCUCGGAUGACAAUGUCAAGGAAAAAGAACCAUUUGUUCCAAUAAAAACAAAAAGAAGGCAGUCGUCUAAAGAGAGACUGGAUUCAGCAACAACAGAGGUAUUGACCCUUGCAGGAGAGGCUGUUCAAAACGACCCCAACUAA
Stylophora pistillata is the source of this 1157-nucleotide messenger RNA. RefSeq lists its product as uncharacterized. The record is from RefSeq and is a predicted model, not a curated record. Gene Ontology annotation, biological process: protein K6-linked ubiquitination; nucleoside metabolic process. Gene Ontology annotation, cellular component: BRCA1-BARD1 complex; BRCA1-A complex. Lineage: Eukaryota; Metazoa; Cnidaria; Anthozoa; Scleractinia; Pocilloporidae. Gene Ontology annotation, molecular function: protein binding; ubiquitin-protein transferase activity.